AUGCUUGAAAAGAAGGAGUACAGUCUGAGGAGCUCGAAUCAGAGGGAAAUGAAGUGGUUUGAAGUUGAAAAGGUUAAGCUCAAUUAUCCAGAUGAGUUUUUGACAUCAAUAUCUGGUAGUUAUAGCAUUACUUAUGGCUACAAAGUUACUUCUAUCACAUUUGAUACAAACCAAGGCCGUUAUGGACCGUUUGGACAGCAACACCAGUGUGAUAGGGAGUUCAUCUUUCAAAUGGGGCAGGACAGACAGUUUGGUGGAUUUCACGGCAGUACUAAGUGUGGAGAACUUGAAUCUAUUGGGGUAUAUGUCAAGCCAAUCACUACUCUAAACAACCCUGCUGGAAAAGUUAAAGAAGAGAGAUUGAUGAGUUAG
This is a messenger RNA of Camellia sinensis, 372 nucleotides long. The record is from RefSeq and is a predicted model, not a curated record. Lineage: Eukaryota; Viridiplantae; Streptophyta; Magnoliopsida; Ericales; Theaceae.